Molecule: messenger RNA, 2269 nt
Organism: Poecilia latipinna (sailfin molly)
Lineage: Eukaryota; Metazoa; Chordata; Actinopteri; Cyprinodontiformes; Poeciliidae
Product: alpha-2-macroglobulin-like
Exons: 19
Molecular function (GO): endopeptidase inhibitor activity
Source: RefSeq, a predicted model, not a curated record
UGUUAUUUGUAGCUCUUUACUCAGAGGAUCCCACCAGUCAGUCAUGGGUCGUUCUAGGAACCAGAUGUCGACAUGGACACUGUGCGUGUUCUUAUGCAUGAUUGGAGCUAACAUGGCCAAUCCAUAUUACAUGGUGACCAUUCCUGCUGUCCUUGAAGCUGGAGCUCAGACCAAAUUCUGUGCCAGUCUCCUUGAGCCCAAUGAGACUCUGACCAUGACCGUCACUUUGAAGUCAGGAGAAAAAAAUACGACUCUUUACGAGAAGACGUCUAGUGAGGAGUUUCAUGAAUGCAUCCAGUUCCAGGUUCCUUUAGUAAAAAAUGAAGAGGUUCAGAAAUUGGAGGUGCAGGUACAAGGAAACACAUUUUACUCAGAAGAAGUCAGGAAAGUCCUAAUCAAAGCCUACCAACCCAUGACCUUCAUCCAAACAGACAAACCGAUCUACCUCCCUGGACAGACAGUACGUUUCAGAGUGGUCACAAUGGACACAAAGUUUAGACCAGCCAGCCAACUGUAUACCAUCAUCAAACUUGAGGAUCCCAACAACAACAGGAUUGGACAAUGGCUCAAUGAAACAUCCAACAGCAAAAUACUGCAGCUCUCCUACCCCCUAAACUCUGAGGCCCAGGAAGGAUCCUACAAAAUCAUUGUGUCAGCAGGAGAAAAUAAAAUACAGCACAACUUUAAAGUGGAGAAGUAUGUUCUGCCCAAAUUUGAUGUAACAAUAAAUGUAAAAGAAGAAGUUAGUGUUGGGCAGGAAGUAAUUGAAGCUAAAGUGUGUGGAAAGUACACAUACGGACAGCCUGUGCCAGGAAAUGUUACCGUGAAAGCGUGCCGACCUUUUGUUGAUUACAUUUCCAAGAGUCAGAGGAAAGAAACUCCUUGUGACAUUCAGACACAGAAGGCAGACAAAACAGGAUGUAGUACUUUUGAAUUCCAAAUGUCAAUUUUCACAAGAGGCGAUCAAAUAGAUUUACAAGAUAAACUUGAUGUCACUGCCACAGUGGAAGAGGAAGGAACAGGUACAUCACUCUCACAAGUGAAGCAAAUUCAAAUCUCAUAUGUUAUUGGAAAACUGUCUUUUGUUGAUGUCCCAAAUGUUUAUGAUCAAGGCUCAGUGGUGGAGGGAAAGGUCAAAGCUGUUCACUACAAUGACACACCCAUGUCACACCAGUCUUUGUACCUGUUUAAAGAUUAUAAUUGGCCUCCACACGUUCUUCAGAAACUCACAACUGACGUCCAUGGUUUUGCCUCAUUCUCUCUCAGAACUGAUGCAUUAACAGAAGAUAUUUUUCUUCGUGUUAGCCCCUUACCAUCACUAUCCUACUCUACAUAUAAAGUUCCUCAUAUUCCGAUAGCAUCUCACACUAUUACAAAGUCUCAACCUCCAUCUGUUACAACAACCAGCUCCCUGAAUAUAAAAAACAAGACAAUACUUCCCUGUGACAAAGAAACAGAGAUCUUUAUUGAGUACACUUUGGUGCAGGAAUCUCCAGACUCUGUGGAUUUCAUUUACCUGGUUUUAUCCAGAGGAGCUAUUGCUAGUCAAGGACGAAUACUGGUUGAGGUGGAAAAUAAAUCAGUGAAUGAAGGUGAGGUGUCCUUUAAGCUCAACGUGUCUCCAGACUUGGCUCCAGAAGUCCAGAUUAUGGUUUACGCUGUCCUACCCAGCAAGAAGGUGAUCAGUCAAAGUACUGACUUCUCCACUGAGAAAUGCUUUAACCAUAAGGUCUCUCUGGAGUUUUCUUCAUCAUCAGCUGUUCCAGGAGAGGAGACCAACCUGCAGCUGACGGCUCAGCCUGACUCUCUAUGCGGUGUCAGUGCCAUCGAUCAGAGUGUCCUCAUCAAGGAGCCUGGAAAGACUCUGGAUGCAGAGAAGAUAUUUAGUUUGCUGCCUGUCAGAAAAGUAUCAGAAAUACCAUCUGAGGUUGUGGAACCUAUGGAUUGUUUACUAGAUAUGAAGAAAUUGGGACUGAAGAUGGCAACAAACAUGUUUACUGGAUUGUUACAAUGUUCUAAAAUUUUGUCUACUAUGUCAAGUGUAUAUGACUAUGGGGUGCCAGCCAUGGCAUAUUAUGAACUGUUCUACUCCGAGAAAGUAGAAGACAUUGUACAAGAUUCAGAAGGUGAAGCAGAAGAGAUCUUAGAACCCAUAAAGACAGUUCGCACCUUUUUUCCUGAAACUUGGAUAUGGGACUUGGUGGAAACUGGAUCUUCUGGAACCAAGAAUGUGUCCCUCACUGUCCCAGACACCAUCACCACCUGGGAG